This is a messenger RNA of Chlamydomonas reinhardtii, 4645 nucleotides long. RefSeq lists its product as uncharacterized. The record is from RefSeq and is a predicted model, not a curated record. Bases 173 to 4129 code for a protein of 1318 amino acids. Gene Ontology annotation, biological process: protein phosphorylation. Gene Ontology annotation, molecular function: ATP binding; protein tyrosine kinase activity. The transcript is spliced from 14 exons. Lineage: Eukaryota; Viridiplantae; Chlorophyta; Chlorophyceae; Chlamydomonadales; Chlamydomonadaceae.
GCAAACUAUCUUAUUCUAGCUCGCUCCAACCGACAUGCACACGCACAUGCACGAGCACUUGCUCGCCCGCGCCUGCCGCUCCCGCUCUCGCUCGCGGGUCUAAGUUCCGCUUGCCUGCUGGUUCAAUCAACCAAAGUUUGCCAGACACUCCAAUAUAAACUUCACUUUAGUAAUGUCCAGUCGUCACAACGAAGGGGCACCGCGCGGCCGGCCAGACCGCCAGCGGCCGCCCGACACAAGCAAGCGGCGCCGUGAGCUCCGCGUGUCUCCCGCCAUGGCUCUCCUCCUCCCCCUGCUACUGCCACUGCUGCUACUGCUACUGCCAGCUGUCUUAGCAGCUAGCACUGCCGCCGCCGCCACGCCGGCGCAUGGCUCACCUCCUUCCCCUGCAGCGGCCCCCAGGCCCUUGCAGCCCGCCAACGCUACAGCCGCACACCCGCCAUCCUCCUCCCGCUUCGCCCCGGCGGCGGCAUCCCUGCUGCUGCCGCCACCGCCUCCGCUGCCACCGCCUCCAUCCGCUUCGCUGCCCGCUACCCCACCCGCCCCUCGCAACAUCAGCAACAGCUCCGGCCCCAGCCCCAGCCCUAGCGCCCCGCCGCAGCCCACCGAAGGCAGUAGCAGCAGUAGCAGCAGCAGCAGCGGUGCUAGCAGCGGCAGUAGCACCCGCACCACCGGCACCGCCGACGCUGUGGUGGCCUCUGCCGCCGAGCUGGUGGCCUUCAUCCGUAACGCCACCGCCGUGGCGGCGGCGCUGGGUGCCUCCAGCUCUGUGGGGCUGCAGCAGCGGCUGGAGCUGGCAGUAGCAGGCGACCUGCUGCUAGACGCCGCCGUGUGGCCCGACACCUACGACUGGCCGCCGACGGAGCUGAUGAGCAGUAGCAGGGGCAAUAGCAGCGGUGGUGGCAGUAGCAGCAGUGGUGGCAGUGGAAGCGGGAGUGCCAGCAUCACGCUCAUGCUUACGGGUGUGCCGCUGCCGGUGGUCGGCGGCGGUGGGGGCAGCGGUGCCGCGGCAGAGGCUCCCCCAAUGGCGCUCGCCGACCCACAUCCCACAGCCGGCCCCAACAGCAGCAUCGCGACCACCACCACCACCAACACCAACAGCUACACCACCACCAACAGCAGCAACACCAACAGCUACACCCCCAGCGGCAGCAGCGGCUCCCCUACUAGUAGUGCUUAUGCUGCUGCUACUGCCGCCUGCCCCGCCCCCGCCGCCAGCCUCCGCCGCCCCCGGCUGGACCUGGUGAGCGGCAGCACGCUGGGCACGUGGGUGUCGCUGGAGACGCUGGAGUUCGUGACGGAGUCGGCGGGGGCCAGUCUGGUGCUGGAGGGGGUGCUGCUGAGGCACGCCGGCUGCCCCGACCCAGCACACCUUGCGCCAGGGUUUCGUGCCGUGCCACGCCCGCCCGACCAUCCCGGGCAGCAGGUGCUGGGCCCCCCGACUGCAGUCGGGGUGUGGCUGCAGCAGGGGGAGGGCGAGGAGGCGGGCGGCGUGGUGGAGGCGGCAGUGCUACAACCGCUGCCAGGGAGCGCAGCCGCUGUGGCGGCGGCGGCGGCGGUGGCGGCUGCCGCCGCCGCUGGUGACGGUGGCGACGACGUGUUCGGCGGCAGUAGCAGUAGCAAUGCGCCAUCUUGGUCGACCUGGUGCACAUGUGGCGGCGGCAGUAGCAGUAGCACAGGUCUCGGCGACGGCAGAAGCAGCAGCAAUGGCAGCAGUAGCAGUAGCAGCUGGGGUGGCGGCAGCGGGGGCUGGGGUGGCGGCAGUGGCGGCUGGGGUGGCGGCUGGGGCGGCUGGGGUGGCGGCGGCUGCGGCGGGCUGGACGGCGGCGGCGGGCGGGUGUGCUACAGCCCGGCUCUGCAGCUGGUGGAUUAUGUCAUUGCGCUGCCCGACUUCGGCCAGGUGGGCGGCUACACCGCCGUCAUCCAGGACACCACCCUGCUGUGUGAGUGGUCCGUGCCGCCCAGCUGCACACAGCAGGGCUCUACCGAGCGGGAGUGCCUACUGGAGCUGCUGGCGUCACUGCCCAGUGCCACCGCGCAGCAGCAGCCGCUCCAGCUCACGAAUAACACCGCCAGCGUGCCGCCGACAGAAGCUCAGGGCGGCGGCGGCGGCAGUAGCGGUAGCAGCAGCGGGGGCGACACGAGCAACAGCAACAACACUGCUGGGCGGCAGCAGCAGCAAAUGGGUGCGACAGAGGGAACGGCGCAAGGUCAUCAAGGCGACAGUAGUAGCGGCAGUAGCAACAGCAGUAUCAGCCGCAACGGCCCAGCGCGUGACGGCGCCGCCGCAGCCAGCAGUGGCAGUAGCAGCCAGGGGGGCGAGGCGGGAGGGCAGGGGGCCGACACGGCUGCAGCGGGCUCUUCGGCUGCCGCCGCCCCUGGUGCCGCAGCGGGCGGGCGGCGGACAUCUGCUGCCGCGGUGGGCGGGGCGGUGGGCGGUGCAGGCGCAGGGGUGGUGCUGGUGGUGGCGGCAGCAGGACUGCUGCUGCUGCGGCGGCGGCGGCGGCGCCGGGCCAUGUACGUGGUUGAAGGGAAGGGAGGCGUUGACUUGGAGGCGGCGGCGGUGGCGGCGAUGCCCGCGGCUGCUGCUGGGGGCUGCGGCAAGACACGCUCUCCAUACUCGCCGUCCGACCGGGCAAUGCGCAGCGCCGCCGGUCCCUGCACGAGCCCCGGCAGCAGCAACUACCUGUCCGUACAGGUGUCCUCAGCAGGAUGUGCCGGCGGAGGGGGCGGAGGAGGUGGAGGCGGAGGAAUAGCAGUGGCGGCGGCGGGGCCGGGGCCCGUGUUGGCGGCGGCGGGGCUGGGGGCUCUGCAGUGGCAGCGCGCGGUCACCGCGCCCUCAGACGUCCGACUUGGUGUGCUGCUGGGCGCCGGCUCCUUCGGCCGCGUGUACCGGGGCGAGUGGCGGCGGCGGCCGGUGGCUGUCAAGGUGCUCACACACGGCCGCGCAGACAUGCCCGCCAUCGAGCGGGAGCUGCAGGUGAGCCUGGCGGCCCGGCACCCCAAUGUGGUGCGCACGCUGCACUUCGCACGGCUGGACGUCAGCCGCGGCGCGGCGGCGCGGCAGCAGCAGCAGCAGCAGCAGCAGGUGCCCAGGGCCGCCGACGCGUGGGCCGACCUGCCCGACCUCUUCCCCACACGCCCGCACGGAGCCGGAGCCGGAGCCGGAGCCGGAGCCGGAGCCGGAGGCGGAGCAGGCGCGGGGGACUCGGUGGUGCUGGCAGAUGACGUGUACGAGACGUGGCUGAUCCAGGAGCUGUGCGACGGCGGUGCGCUGUCCGCGUCCCUGUACGGCGGAAGGUUCCACACACCGGCAGCAGCAGCAGCGGCGGCGUUGGCAGCGGCAGGGAGGGGGGCUGCUGCAGCGGCGGACGGCGGCGGCGGUGGCGGCGGCGGCACGCCCGUGCCCAUCUUGCGCGACAUAUGGUCCCUGGCACUGGACGUGUGUCGAGGCAUGCGCUACCUACACAGCAAGGGCCUGAUCCACGCCGAUCUCAAGGCGGAGAACGUGCUGCUGCUCAGCCGCCGCAGCACUGACGCCGCCCCCUCUUCCCCCUGCCCAACCGACAUGGCCGCGUGGGCCUCACCCGUGACGGCAAGAGCGCCCACACCCACACCAGCAUCUCCAGUGUCCGCCUCAGCCUCGACCUCAUCCUCUCCUUGUGCUACUGCCGCCGCCGCUGCUGCUACUACCGCCGCCGCUGCUACUGCCGUCGCCGCUGCCUCGUGUCGCUAUGUAGCCAAGGUGGCGGACUUCGGACUGUCACGCUGCCUCGACAGCGGCCGCACUCACCAGACCACACGGAAUGUGGGCACGCUGACCCAUAUGCCGCCGGAGAGCCUGUCGGGCGGCCACCUGCGACUGGAGGUGGACGUGUUCGCGUUCGGCGUCCUAAUGUGGGAGCUGCACACCGGCUGCCGCCCCUACGCCGGCCUCACGGCGGGCGAGGUGGUGCAGCGGGUGGUGGUGGCGCGCGCCCGCCCCGCCUUCCCGCGCCACACGCCGCCGGCCUGGCGCCAGCUGGCGGCGGCGUGCUGGGCCCAGGCGCCCCAGGACCGACCCAGCUUCGAGCAGGUGGAGCAGCGGCUUCUGGAGAUGGGCCCCGCAUGCAGCAGCGUUGGGGACUGAUGGCGUGGCUAGCGGGCGAACCCCAGCACAUGGGGCACCCCUGGCGGCUAGCGGGCCGGCGCCGAGAGCAAGGUGGCUGCUGUGCGAUGUGUGAUGUGACCAAUGUCACCAAAAGCAGUGUAUAAUGUACGCGAGGCCGCUCGGACCGUUGGCGUGUGGCGUGUCCGUUCGGAGGAGUUGUGUAGGAUCGCGCAAGGGAGGCGGUUUGGUGAAUCGGUGCCUGCAUCACAUACUUAUGCGGAUCUGCCGGGGUAUGGGCGGCGAACGGUGUGCAUGCCUCGACCAGAGCCAAAACCCUCGACACGGCGUUUUGGAUGAUUCUUCCGGGGCGCUGGGCUUGCAGCAGCUGCUGCUGUGCGCGUGGUGUCGUCUGACUGCCGCGCUGUCUUCAAUGAUGCACGUCCGGACGCAACCCUUAGUUGGUAGAGAUGAGCAGGGCCGUAGACAGUCACACGCACGGGGGGCCAUGAUCGGUCGUUCCCUACGACCCUAACUUUACUAAGCUCGACUUCGUCA